AACCGAGGUUAUAACAGAAAUUUUCAAAUCCGGUACGGGUUAAUAAAAAAGCUUUUAAAGUCCGGGUCGGGGCAAAAGUCGUUAAUAGGCUUCGUACCCGAUAAAUACGGUUUCUCUCUCGUUUUCUCAGCAGAGACGCUUUUUUUCUAAUUUUCUCUUCCUCUUCUUCUUCUUCUUCUUCUUUCUCGUUUUUGAGAAAACAAAAAAUCUGAAUCUACAGGUUUCACGAAAAGGAGAAGAAAAAAACAAUGGCGGAUCAGCUCACCGACGAUCAGAUCUCUGAGUUUAAGGAAGCUUUCAGCUUAUUCGACAAGGAUGGUGAUGGUUGCAUUACCACCAAGGAGCUUGGGACUGUGAUGCGUUCCCUUGGACAAAACCCAACCGAAGCAGAGCUUCAAGACAUGAUCAAUGAAGUGGAUGCAGAUGGUAACGGUACCAUUGAUUUCCCAGAGUUCUUGAACCUUAUGGCUCGUAAGAUGAAGGACACCGACUCCGAGGAAGAGCUCAAGGAAGCAUUCCGGGUUUUCGACAAGGACCAGAACGGUUUCAUCUCAGCCGCUGAGCUUCGCCAUGUGAUGACAAACCUUGGCGAGAAGCUUACUGAUGAAGAAGUUGAUGAGAUGAUCAAGGAAGCUGAUGUUGAUGGUGAUGGUCAGAUUAACUAUGAAGAGUUUGUUAAGGUCAUGAUGGCUAAGUGAUGCGGUGUUGGACCAAACAGUGGCUCUAAACUUGGUUUGCAUCUCUUACAUAUAAAUUCUUAUGUUAUGUUCUAUAAUUUUUAUUCAUGGGACUCAAGGUCUGUUUUCUGGUUGUUUAAGACGCGAAUGUUAAUUAUAUCCCUUUUAUGCUCUAUUUUGCGUCUGAACAUUUUCAAGUCUUGUUUUUUUGUUGUCUUGCUCUUGUAAUUUGUAACUUGGUCUAGUUCGUGAUUUUGUUAUUAAUGGUCUCUACUCUCUAGUAGAGCAUUGUAUCAUGGUUUUGUGAAAUGCAAAUUAGAUCGUAUCAA
Messenger RNA from Arabidopsis lyrata subsp. lyrata, 1006 nucleotides. RefSeq names its product calmodulin-5. Gene Ontology annotation, molecular function: calcium ion binding; enzyme regulator activity. Lineage: Eukaryota; Viridiplantae; Streptophyta; Magnoliopsida; Brassicales; Brassicaceae. The record is from RefSeq and is a predicted model, not a curated record. Bases 249 to 698 code for a protein of 149 amino acids. The transcript is spliced from 2 exons.